Messenger RNA from Cephus cinctus (wheat stem sawfly), 6420 nucleotides. RefSeq names its product echinoderm microtubule-associated protein-like CG42247 (gene DCX-EMAP). Gene Ontology annotation, cellular component: mitotic spindle. Bases 1966 to 5364 code for a protein of 1132 amino acids. Gene Ontology annotation, biological process: microtubule cytoskeleton organization; intracellular signal transduction. The record is from RefSeq and is a predicted model, not a curated record. Gene Ontology annotation, molecular function: microtubule binding. The transcript is spliced from 14 exons. Lineage: Eukaryota; Metazoa; Arthropoda; Insecta; Hymenoptera; Cephidae.
UUUCUCUUUCUCUUUCUUUGCGUCUCUCUUACUUCUUCGUGUCCUGCAAUUCUUGCAAUAAGCCCUCCUUAUACUUUAACUGGACUUUACUACGUUUACUAACCAUUGGAACUUUCGUGACCAGUCCGGUUCUAAGGAGUCGAUCGAUGUGCCUGGCUAGAGCUCAAGCGAAGGAAAAGGAUAAAGAAUACAGAAGAAUAAGAUUACAAUAAGGAAAGACAUACUCGACGAGAAUCUAACGACGACUGUUAUUGUCGUCGGUACGUUUUACGUGGACGUCAAGAUUUACAGAUAAUGAGAAUCCAUGAGUAAUCCAUACAUAUAUAUAUCCAUAUAAAUGCAGGAGGAAGGCUUAGAUCUAGUUGCAUCGUUGAGUUAUGUAACCCUCGUACUUUAUAUGCACUAUAUAUUCACCAUACGUUAUGUAGUUCACGUGAGUACCUAGAAAAUGUAUCACCACGGAGUUUCUCAAGUCAGGAUAAGGAGUAGGAGCUCUCCUAUUCCACUGCUCCGGUGGUGACUUUGCACGCAAACUGUAUACCUAACCUGGUAUUGACUUCUUUUUCACGCACACGGUAAAUAUUAUAUUAGUAACAGCGUCUGUCGCGUUAUAAUUUAUGGCCGAAUCAUGGGGGAGCUUAGUCCUGACCUCAAUCACUUCGAGUUUGAGGUUAUUUUGGCGAUCCCUCUUUUCGCAAGAAGAUCGAUGCAAACAAGGAGGUAUAAUGCAUUGUACGCAUUAUAAGUGUUUUCUGGGACGUUGGAAAAUGACACGACGCCGUAUGUAAAUUGAAUAAUAGGCACGAUAAGUAGCACUGUGGUUACUCGGGCAUAGGCUGAUGUGCUUUUGUCGGCCAUUCUGAGUCCGGAAGUUGCCCAAUGAUGGUGUGAGGGUUGGUCCUGAUGAGCUGUCCCCAUUAAUGUGAGCCAAUAGGAUCAGGUUGCGCGAUUCCACGACCAAUCGCAAGCUCAGGCUGUGAGCUUGCGUCGAUACAAACUGUGCAACAAGUUCGGAGUUGCUUCCUUGUAAGAGCGUAUAUACGGGGGUACGAAGCUAUGGAGCUUUUGAGUUAAGGCGCUACGGUUCACUGACAUCACGAAGCCACUUGCAGGACCUGCGGAGCGGCACUUGACGUCGGGACGCCACCGGUGAAGGACGAACGACAUGAAUAUGUAAACCACAAGGAGUAAUUUGCAUUUGAAUGAUCUCCAGUGUCAUUGGUAAACGAAUUAAUAAUUUGACACGUGGUGGGAUAAAUGUUUGUGGAAUAAUUAAAUUAAUUUACGAGGAGCCGGUACCGUUUUGUGUGUGAACACGAGGUGGGUAGUUUGUUACAGUUGAAAACGGGAGUGCUUUGCAUAUUGCGAAUUUAGAGAGCAAUAAAGCUGUAGGGGGGUUGAGAAAGUUAUUAGUCGGAAUGUGAGGUAUUUGAUAAGGGUACAUAAGAUAUUUUAUGGUAAUGAGUGACAACAUUUUUUUUUUUUUCUUAACGAAAUCAAGAAACUUGACGACAAAAGAUUAUCAUGAAGAUCUAAGCUUCAAGUGAGUGCAGAUGGAUAUUGGGGAGAAAUAACAGACAAGGUGUAAGUGUCGUCCUUUUUUUGAAACAGUGAAAAAUGAUGGUGUCGGGAAAUAGUUAACAAGGUCUUUCGUUGGAUCCGCAGUGAGCUGCAAUCGUAAAGCUCAGACCGCAUUAAAAACUGUAUCCUGCCGUGUUGAAGUCCUCGAAUAAAUCGAUCGAUCUAAAUUCACACUGCAAUCGAGUAGCACAUAAUUUCAAGAUCAUCAUUCUUUAUUGUUCGCACGAAAGCUUUUUUACAAGGGGUUGUAUAAAAUCUAAAGAAUUAUUCGAACGUUAAGGUCUUAUACUGUAACUCUUAAGAAACGUUUAUAGAAAGUACGAGUCUCGAGUGAAAAAAUCUUCGUAGAGCCCUGAGUGGCCAGGAAGGACUCCUGGUGGAGGUAUGAUUGCUACACAAGCAGUAUCGCGUGCCAAUUCUCAUCUGGGCCAGUACAAGGGUGGCGAAAGAAUGAUCGGCAGCGGUACCGGCGCCGGUAGUAAUGACACCAACGGUCAGGGAGGCGGCAUGGACGCUCUGAGCGUCGGCGUCAACUCGGAAGGACAGGAGGCGCCACGGCGCGACGGUUCUCCGCAAGCUCAACACACUAUGUCGACCGGGAUGCCCUCGGCCGGUGUUGAUAGCGACGACGAUGUCGACGACGUCGACGAGGAGGACGAUGGGACAGGAGCAGCGGGUCGGGAAGGAAUGACGGUAGCGACCUCAGCGUCGGCGUCGACGGUUGCGGCGCUGACCGGCGACUUGCCGGGGGCGGGAAUGGGGAUGGGGCUCGGAAUGGGAAUGGGGGUAGCCGAAGGUGGGAGUGGAGGCGGCAUGGGCGGCUAUUGGAGGCAGAGUAGACCCUCUAGUCCUCGCAUGUUGCCUCCGGAGCAGCCGGAGUCUAGGCCGAAGAGCCGACACGAGCCGGCUCCAGCCAGGUACAAUAAUCUUGGUUACUGGAGGGCCAGACGUGUCACCUUCUACAAGAAUGGAGAUCCUUACUUCCCUGGUGUGGAGUUCAGAUUCAAACCUGGGCGUGAUAUUGGAUCUCUCGAGGCACUCCUGGACCGACUUUCAUUGCGUCUGGAUCUACCGCGGGGUGCACGACACAUCUUCUCCAUGGAUGGUGACAGAAAGCUGAGCUUGGAUGAGCUGGAAGAUGGUGCAUCUUACGUUGUUUCUAGUUAUAAAACCUUUAAGCCGGCAAGCUAUGGGAAGAAGAGUAAUACCUGGUACGCGUCAUCGAGCGUCGGUGGGCCUGGAAGAUCUGGAGGUGGAACCGGAAACGUCGUUGGUCCAGGUGGUAGCGUUGGAGGAGGUUGGAGCAGACCACCUGCAGUGGCAAGCCUCAGUAGAAAAGCAUCGAUCAGCGAAGAAGCUCCUCCACCGGGAGGUGGUAAACCAUCUUCUGGUCGUGUCAUCCGUAUUGUUAAUAAUCUCGAUCAUACUGUGCAGUGCCGAGUACUUCUGAAUCUUCGUACUUCUCAACCGUUUGAGGAGGUUCUCGAGGAUCUUGGUCAGGUGCUUAAGAUGAAUGGAGCUAAGAGGAUGUUUACUGUGACGGGUCAAGAGGUUCGUAGCUUCUCUCAGCUCAGGAACGAAUUCGCGGAUGUGGAUACGUUCUAUCUUGGAGCUGCACCGGGAAUCGGUAUCAGCACUGUGACCGGUUCACCAGCGAGACGUUCAAGGUCACGCGGACCUUCGACGGUGGUCGAAGACAUUGGUAGGCAGCGAAGGGCCCGUAGCAAGAGUCGACCUCGUGCACUCUACGUUCCUGAAUCUGAGGUCGUGAGAGUUAACGGUGCGUGUUCAUCUGUCACGCGCGAAGCCUGCAUGUCUAGGUGCACUGUAGCGACUCCCUGCACUGAUCUGUCGGCAGACUACAGCGUCGUGGAGGUCCUCCGCGAGGAACCAGCCAGGGUCACGAUCAGAGGACUGAGGAGGACGUUUUAUCCACCUUCUCAUUUGCCACCUGUUGACAAUUCACCUCCGGAGAAGAAGCUGCAACUUGAGUGGGUCUACGGGUACCGGGGCACCGACACGCGUAGAAAUCUUUGGGUCCUACCCAGCGGUGAACUUCUCUAUUACGUUGCUGCCGUUGCUGUGCUUUAUGACCGGGAGGAGAAUGCACAGCGCCACUACAUUGGACAUACUGAGGAUAUCACGUGUAUGGAGGUUCAUCCUAGCAGAGAACUGGUCGCUUCAGGACAGAAAGCUGGCAGACACAGAAAAGCACAGCCCCAUGUUCGCAUAUGGUCCACGGAAACUCUAUUGACACUCUAUGUGUUUGGAAUGUCAGAAUUUCAAAUUGGAGUUUCGGCUUUGGCUUUUUCACAGCUGAAUGGCGGAAGCUACGUUCUUGCCGUUGAUUCAGGCAGAGAAGCUAUACUGUCUGUGUGGCAAUGGCAGUGGGGUCAUUUACUUGGCAAAGUAGCUACGUUGCAGGAGGAUUUGACAGGGGCAGCUUUUCAUCCGCUGGAUGAUAAUCUGCUUAUAACGCACGGUCGGGGACAUUUGACCUUCUGGAAUCGACGUAAAGAUGGCUUUUUCGAAAGGACGGAUAUAAUUAAACCUCCUUCCAGGACGCACGUCACCAGCAUCCAAUUUGAACAAGACGGUGACGUCGUGACGGCGGACAGUGACGGCUUCAUCACAGUCUACUCAGUGGACGCCGAUGGCGCCUAUUUCGUUCGUAUGGAAUUCGAGGCCCACAACAAGGGUAUCAGCUCCCUGGUGAUGCUGUCGGAAGGAACGUUACUCUCAGGUGGCGAGAAAGAUCGCAAGAUCGCUGCUUGGGAUUCCUUGCAGAAUUACAAACGUAUCACAGACACUAAGCUGCCAGAAUCCGUCGGCGGAGUACGAAGCAUCUACCCGCAACGUCCUGGAAGGAACGAUGGCAACGUCUACGUCGGAACUACCAGGAACAACAUCCUAGAGGGUUCCCUUCAGCGACGGUUCAAUCAGGUUGUCUUUGGCCACGGUAGACAGCUUUGGGGUCUUGCUGUGCAUCCCGAUGACGAAGUCUUCGCCACAGCUGGACACGACAAGAACAUCGCACUCUGGAGAAGGCACAAGCUCGUCUGGACCACUCAAGUAGGAUUCGAGUGCAUUUGCAUCGCUUUCCAUCCGUUCGGUGUCGCCCUGGCGGCUGGAUCCUCUGAAGGUCAUCUUCUUGUUCUCGCUUCCGACACCGGUGCUGCUGUCGCCACUCUCAGGGUUUGCGGUUCUCCUCUAUCUUGCAUCGGAUAUAAUCCUACUGGCGAGAUCAUUGCGAUGGGCUCGCAAAAUGGUAGCGUCUACCUGUUUAGAGUGUCACGCGAUGGCUUCUCUUACAAGAAAAGCAACAAGAUACGUGGUGCGCAACCUCUAGUUCAACUUGAUUGGAGUUCGGACAGUCGAUUCUUGCAAACGGUGACGCAAGAUUAUGAUUUAGUUUUCUGGGACAUCAAGGCACUUUCCUCAGAGAAGAGUCCCCUCGUAAUGAAGGAUGUCAAAUGGUACACUCAUAACUGCACAGUAGGGUAUAUGGUAUCUGGCAUGUGGAACAAUCGGUACUAUCCACUGACUACCGUGUUGACGACGUCGAGUCGUUCAGCGGCCCACGACAUGCUCGUCAGCGGUGAUGCCGAGGGUUAUCUUCGUCUAUUCCGUUACCCAUGCACCAGCACCAAGGCUGAGUACGCCGAGGAAAAGGUGUACAGUUCACAAGUAGCGACGGCACGUUUCCUGUACAAUGAUCAGAACGUCGUAACAGUCGGCGGUACCGACGCUGCCCUAAUGCUCUGGGAACUCGUCGACGAGUAAGAAACUCUUGGUGACGAUCAACUGACCGUUAAAAACAUCCUGACAUAUCAUCCGUAAGAAAUUAAGCGAGACUGCUGGUAGUGGUUGCUAGUACUAAUUUGCAAACAGUUACAUAUUCUCUCAAAAACAAAAAAAAAGGAAAAAAAAAGAAACGGAGUGCAGGCGCUCCCUGUAGUUAACAAACAAGUAACUUUCAAAAUGACUAUGUAUUGUAGAUCUUGAAGUCCCACGUUAGUCGCUAGACACAUAUUAUUAAUGCGUCUCACGUGCGAGUGCAUACGAGAUUACGGAGACAUCAUUCUCUUGAAUUUCAUUUUUUUUUAGACCCAAACCUUCUUAUCUUUCGCAUGAACAUAUUGAACAAGUUAUCAAAACUGUUGCAGGUCAACAUGUUGCCUCACCUCGACAUAUUUAUAAAGAGAACGUAGUUAACAAUAUAUAUAUAUGUAUAUGCGCAUAUGCAUACAGGCUGCAUCGCAUCGCCUGGAUAUAUUUACAUAUGUAUGUAUUUAUUAUGGCGUCGAUUACGGUGCGUCCACAAUAUUAGCCUAGAUUUUUCGGAUAAACAUAAGUAUAUUGGUACCCAAAAAAAAGAAGAAGACAAUGGGUAAAGACUUUCUUCGUGUUUCUUGAGGUAGUCGUAUUAUAAACGGCACGAGAUCGUCACUGCCAAGUUUACGUAAUAGAUUUUUGCUAUCACCGCACAGCUUACAUUCCUUCAGCUACCGUAACGACAAUCCACCCUGACCUUAUUUCCUUAUAAAAAUUUUCCCUCCUCCCUCGACCCUUCGUCUUGUCACUUUAGAUAAGAAGCCUUUAGAGCUACUCGAUAAUCAACGUCGAAUUUCAAUUUAAAUUCAAAAAGGAAAAUUACGCGUACUUUUCUUCACUAGUCGAUAAGCAGAAAUAGGAAAUAGAAAUUUAAUUAUCUUGUUCCUUUUUUUUGGGAGCGAUUGGCGGGGCAAUAAAAAUAAAAGUAAAAUAUACGUACUAAUAGUUGUAUGUAAUCUCCCGAAAGCAUAAGUUACUAUCAAUUAAUAAAGGUAUAGAUAGGUA